Molecule: messenger RNA, 507 nt
Organism: Diversispora eburnea
Lineage: Eukaryota; Fungi; Glomeromycota; Glomeromycetes; Diversisporales; Diversisporaceae
Source: the annotation of a GenBank genome assembly
AUGAGAACGAUAUUACCCAAGGUCAAUUUUUUCCAUACUACUCUCCCUUCUAACAAAUAUAAAACCAAUCCUUCUCCACCAUGCUCUCAUACAACAAAAAAUGAAAUCGCUUCCGAAAAACCUGUUUCAACAGCAGCACAAUUAGUUUCUGACAAUCAACAACAACCUUCAACUGCAAAUAAUCGCAUCUUCAUAGCUUUCACUUGCAAAGUUUGUUUAAAACGUUCAACAAAAACAAUGUCAAGAAAAGCUUAUUAUUUUGGGGUAGUAAUAGUUCAAUGUUCUCAAUGUCAAAAUCGUCAUUUGAUCGCUGAUCAUAUGGGAUGGUUUCGUGAUAAUAGAAUCACCAUUGAAGACAUAAUGUUGGAACAAGGCGAAAAGGUUAUAAAAUUUGUAGACGCAAGUAGAUCAGAAGUUUUAGAAUGGAAUCCAGAUAUUCUUGAAGAGGAAAAAAAAUUAAAGGAUUCGAAAAAAGCAAAUAAAAGGCAAAGUAAUAAUGAAGAAUAG